AUGUACAAAAAUGGUGUUAUAUAUGAUGAUGUUGAGAUGGGAAAGAUAUUUCUAAAAUCAUGGAUGCUUUUUGUGGAUAAGGAACACUUCAAAGACACCUUGAGAGACUAUUGUUUACAGGAAGGGUUUGCCUUAGUUUUUAAUAGGUCAGAGGAGCUUAGGUAUAUAGCAGUUUGUGCUGAUGAAAGGUGUGGGUGGAGAAUCCAUGCUGCUAGGCUAGUAGAUGGAUAUACCUGGGAAAUUAAAACCAUGAAUCAAAAUUAUAAUUGUGAUUUGAAUUUAGUUACUAAUCCUAUGGUGAACUGUGAAUGGGUUGCUAGAAAAUUAUUGGAGCAUAUUAGAGCAAAUAUGAACAUUAGAGGGAAAACUAUGAAUGAGUUUCUUUGGGAUAGAUAUGGUGUGAGAAUGGCAACUCCCACACUUUAUAAAAUGAAAGAUAAGUUUAAAGGCCUAAUAGAUGGUUGUAAAGGUUUGGUUGGUGUUGAUGGCACCCAUCUUAAAGGGAAUUUUGGAGGGAUUUUGUUGGCUGCUGUCUCAUUGGAUGGAAACAAUAAGAUAUUUCCUGUAGCUGUUGCUGUGGUAGGUUAUGAGAAUAAGACAUCAUGGAGUUGGUUCUUCCAUCAUCUGAAGGCAACCUUGACUGCAAGUGGAAGGUCAGACUGGACCAUUAUGUCAGUUUGGCAAAAGGGCAUUGAUCCUAGCUUAGAUCAAGUGUGGCCAAAGGUCCCUAGAAGAUAUUGUGAAAGACACUUGUGCAAAAAUUUCAAGACGGAUUAUCUAGGAAUCUUGAUGCAUAAGCUCUUUUGGUCAGUUGUGAAGUCAUGUUCUCAGUACACAUUCAAGAAAGCUUUGCAAAAAAUACAAAAAGUAGUUGGACUAGGAGCAAUUAAGUGGUUUAAAGAUAUGGGUCCACUUGACAGAUGGACCAAAUGGAAGUUUGAUCCUACUCUGUGCAAUGAUAAAGUGACAAACAAUUUUGUGGAGAGUUUUAACUCCACAAUAGGUGCAGAUAGGUGUAAUCCUAUCCUCACAUUAUUAUAUGGUGUGAGAAGGAUUGCAAUGGUAAGGCAUGCUACUAGACAACACCUAUCUCAGCAAUGGGUAGAACCAGGUAUAUGUCCUAACAUCAGAGAAAAGGUGAGAUAUUUGACAAAAAAGUCAAGGAGUUGCCAAGCCUAUCCAUCUGGAGGGGAGAGUAUGAGGUGGCAAGUCAGUGGUAUUCCAUGUAAGCAUGGAAUUAAAGCCAUAUUGGAUGCUGUUAAAGACCCACUAGACUAUGUCUUAGAUUGGUUUAGUGUAUCUAGAUAUAAAGCAGCUUAUAAUGGCAGCAUUUCACCAAUCCCUAAUUCAGAACAGUGGCCAGAUUUGGGUCAACCAACACUCAUUCCUCCAACCAUGAAAAGAGGAAUUGGUAGACCAUCUAGGAACAGGAGAAGAGAGGAGGGAGAACAGAAGAAAGGUAAGAUAAGCACCACUGUACAAUGCAAGAAAUGCAAGGACUUUGGUCAUAACUCAAAGGCUUGUAAAGCUGGGGCUACAACUAGGGAACUAAGGGAACAACAAGGAGGUGGUGUGCAACCUAGACCUGAAGUCAACAGCCAGGCCUCUAAAAGAAGACAAAGUCAGAGCAGUGGCCCGAUUGAAGUUGACUCCAAUCUAAUUGAUUUGAUGAUCAAUCAGUCACAACCAGACUUAGACACCAGGGAAAAAAAAGGAAGGGCUGUGUUUUCUUCAAAACGUAGCCCUUCUUUCUUGUAG
Molecule: messenger RNA, 1758 nt
Organism: Beta vulgaris subsp. vulgaris (sugar beet)
Lineage: Eukaryota; Viridiplantae; Streptophyta; Magnoliopsida; Caryophyllales; Amaranthaceae
Exons: 5
Coding region: 1-1758 (585 amino acids)
Source: RefSeq, a predicted model, not a curated record